UAGAGCCGACCAAGGAGAAUGGGUGUGCGCUGGCUCCUCGCAGUGGGGGCUCGCCUCCUGGCUCUGAAUUGUUCUCUCUUAACCCAUUUGAAGAAAAUUUGGACGCACAUGAAGGUCGGCUCUGCCUCUUGUCCUCUGCCGCAGCCGCUGCCGAUUCUAAGAGCCCCUGACGCCAAUUUCAAGGCCUUAGUGCAACUUUCUGACAACCUCAAGCUGUGUUUGACUUCGAUUCAAGAAAUUUUAUAUGGAUUUCUACUUUCAAACGUUCAAAGGAGGAGGACAAGAGACGGCCUUCUCAAGAUCAGAGUGGACUAUCACACCGAUAGAACAAUAACACGAGGAAGAGAUCAUCACCAGAGAACUAUGGCUUCUUGUUCUCUCAUCCGUCUUGGUUUACUCAUUAUAAUGGUUGCACAACAAAGUGCUGCUAGGAAAUUAACAGAUGGCUAUGAAAAAGACAUAGAACAGUUUGUGAAUAUGAAGAUUAAUGAUCAAACAAACACCCAUAUUAAGGAAGUUGAUGAUGGCCAUCAGAAGAUGAGUAAGAAUCAUAUGCAUGUUCAUGCACCAUCUCACAUGGAGCAUUUAGAUCCUUUAUUAUAUGUUUUCUUCACCUUAAGUGAUUUGAAAGCUGGAAAAAAAAUGCCUAUUUACUUCCCUUACUCAAGGCCAUCCGAAACCCCGAAGUUACUGCCAAGAGAAGAAGCUGAAUCCAUUCCUUUCUCCACAUCACAACUUGAAUACCUGCUAACUCUAUUCUCUUUUCCAAGAGACUCUCCUCAAGCCAAAGCUGUGGAGUAUACUCUGAAGCAGUGUGAGCUCGAAUCCAUCAAUGGAGAGACCAAAUUCUGUGCCACUUCUUUAGAAUCAAUGCUGGAUUUUGCUAUAAAAAUGUUGGGAAGUGAGACCCAAUUGAAAGUUCUGACUAGCUCACGUCUCUCCAACUCCACUAUCCUCCUUCAAAACUAUACCAUUUUGGAGGAACCCAGAGAAACAGUGGCUGCAAAAAUGGUGGCAUGUCAUAGCAUGCCUUACCCUUAUGCCAUUUUUUACUGUCAUUGCCAAGAGAGUAAUAAUAGGCUGUUUGAGAUUCUACUAGGGGCUGAGAAUGGUGAUAGAGUGAAAGCCAGUGCCAUUUGCCACAUGGAUACCUCUCAGUGGGAUAAAGAUCAUGCCUCGUUUAAAGUUCUGAAAACUAAACCAGGAGCUUCUCAUGUCUGCCAUUUUGUCUCUACUGAUAGUUUAGUUUGGCUAGCUGCCUAAUCCUACCAUUGGAAUUUCAUCUCCUUAUCUAUAUAUUUACUUGUGUGGUUGAUUAAUGUUCUAGUUUUGGGUCUGUAAGUUUUAUAUGCUUUCUAGUGUGUUAUUAGUCGAAGAUUCUCUAUGAAUUAUUUUACUGUGUUAUUAGUGGGAA
Cucurbita moschata (crookneck pumpkin) is the source of this 1414-nucleotide messenger RNA. Its product is annotated as BURP domain-containing protein BNM2A-like. The transcript is spliced from 7 exons. NCBI's taxonomy places the organism in Eukaryota, Viridiplantae, Streptophyta, Magnoliopsida, Cucurbitales, Cucurbitaceae. The coding region runs from base 19 to 1263 and encodes 414 amino acids. The record is from RefSeq and is a predicted model, not a curated record.